UAAUACGCAAUUGUGCAAUUAUAUGUGAGCUUUGUAAAAAGUCGACUUAAUAACAAUGCUAGAGUAAGACUGAUUUAGUUUUAAAUUUAUUUGAAAGUGAAAGGUAAAGCUAUUAAUGUAUUUAAAUCUCGCUUGUACCUUAUUUGCAACCACAUGACUAUACAUUUAUAAGUUUACUGCAGAGAUUUGCUGAUAGUAUUUUCAAGGAAAUGGAUAUGAUGAAGACAAAGCUGUUAGAAUAUCUGCCAAAACCAACACUUUACCCUUUUUAUGGGACACUUCUGUUAUACUUCAUCUUAUACCAGCCCUUUAUAGGAUAUCCGCCUAUAACAUUCUUAGCGGCAUUCUUUAAAAUCCUUCCAAUAUGGUCGUUGGCAUAUUUUGUGCGGUCCACCGUUAAAGGAAACUUGAAUAAACUGAUGGACAAUGACUAUAAGAAAUUCAUUUUCAUUGGAUUGCUGACAUCCAGUCUGGGAGAUGCAUUACUAGUGGCUCGUACCACUCUCUUCAUUCCUGGUAUGCUGGCCUUUGGUGUUGCGCAUUUGUUCUAUAUCUUGGCUUUCGAACCAUCCAGUGGCAAAAGCAGAUUACAGAAUUUGUACAUUCUAGGAUAUAUAGCUCUUGCAGUGACAUUGCAAGCAGACAUUGAUAGUUUUAUAAUGUUUUGUCUUGUUAUGAUAUAUAUGACAUUGAUUCUUAUAAUGUCUUGGAGAGCGACAAAUGCCUAUGAAAGAACAAAAACAUUUCCAGCACUUGCUGGAUGCGUCGGUAGCAUGUUGUUUAUUUUCUCAGAUUUCCUGAUAGCAGUUGACAAAUGGAAAUUGUCCGUACCAUUUACCCAGUUUUUUGUGAUGAUAACUUAUUAUUCUGCCCAAUUCUUUCUUGCUUUGAGUACAGAUAGUUAGUUAAAAAAUAUAAAAGCUUAAACUACAGACAAUCAAAAACAAAUUUCAAAAUGAUACUAAGACUUUAAUUGUAGCUUUUUGGAACUUCAUAUGUAGCUUUAUAACAAUAAAUUAAUGUGAAAUA
Mytilus californianus (California mussel) is the source of this 1029-nucleotide messenger RNA. RefSeq names its product lysoplasmalogenase-like protein TMEM86A. The coding region runs from base 210 to 905 and encodes 231 amino acids. Gene Ontology annotation, cellular component: membrane. Lineage: Eukaryota; Metazoa; Mollusca; Bivalvia; Mytilida; Mytilidae. The record is from RefSeq and is a predicted model, not a curated record. The transcript has 2 exons.